AUGACUUCCUGCAGCCGCCAGUUCUCCUCCAGCUCCAUGAAAGGCUCCUGUGGCAUCGGUGGUGGCUCCUGUGGCAUUGGCGGUGGCUCCAGCCGGAUGUCCUCUGUCCUGGCAGGAGGCUCCUGCCGGGCUCCCAGUGCUUUUGGGGGCCUGUCUAUGUCCUCCUCCCGCUUCUCCUCAGGGGGUGCCUGUGGCAUGGGGGGUGGCUUCAGUAGCAGCAGCUUUGGGGGUACAGGAUUUGGUGGAGGUUUCGGAGGAAGCUUUGGCGGGGGCUUUGGUGGAGGCUUUGGUGGGGCCCUGGGUGGUGGCGAUGGCUUGCUCUCCGGGAACGAGAAGGUGACCAUGCAAAACCUCAACGACCGACUGGCCUCCUACCUGGACAAGGUGCAUGCCCUGGAAGAGGCCAACACCGAGCUGGAGGUGAAGAUCCGUGACUGGUACCAGAGGCAGCGCCCUUCUGAGACUAAGGACUAUAGCCCCUACUUCCGGACCAUCGAGGAGCUGCGCAACAAGAUCAUUGCUGCCACCAUCGACAAUGCUCAGCCCAUUCUGCAGAUUGACAAUGCCAGGCUGGCAGCUGAUGACUUCAGGACCAAGUACGAGCAUGAGCUGGUCCUCCGCCAGAGUGUGGAGGCCGACGUCAACGGCCUGCGCAAGGUGCUGGAUGAGCUGACCCUGGCCAGAACCGACUUGGAGAUGCAGAUCGAGGGCCUGAAGGAGGAACUGGCCUACUUGAAGAAGAACCAUGAAGAGGAGAUGCAUGCCCUGCGUGGUCAGACUGGCGGGGACGUCAGCGUGGAGAUGGACGCCGCUCCCGGCGUGGACCUGAGCCGCAUCCUGAACGAGAUGCGUGACCAAUAUGAGCAGAUGGCCGAGAAGAACCGCAGAGAUGCUGAGGCCUGGUUCCUGAGCAAGACCGAGGAGCUCAACAAGGAAGUGGCCUCCAACAGUCAGAUGGUGCAGAGCAGCCGCAGCGAGAUCUCUGAGCUUCGCCGGGUGCUUCAAGGCCUGGAGAUCGAGCUGCAAUCCCAGCUCAGCAUGAAAGCCUCCCUGGAGAGCAGCCUGGAUGAGACCAAGGGUCGCUACUGCAUGCAGCUGUCCCAGAUCCAGGGGCUUAUCAGCAGCGUGGAGGAGCAGCUGGCUCAGUUGCGCUGCGAGAUGGAACAGCAGAGCCAGGAGUACCAGAUUCUGCUGGACGUGAAGACACGGCUGGAGCAGGAGAUCGCCACCUACCGGCGCCUGCUGGAGGGCGAGGAUGCCCACCUCUCUUCUUCCCAGCACUCGUCUGGCUCUGGCCAUUUCUCUUCAUCCCGAGACGCUUUCACAUCCUCUUCCUCCUCCUCUUCCACUGGCCGCCAGACCCGGCCCAUCCUCAAGGAUCAGAGUUCAUCCAGUUUCGGCCAGAGCUCCAAGCACUGA
Molecule: messenger RNA, 1419 nt
Organism: Suncus etruscus (white-toothed pygmy shrew)
Lineage: Eukaryota; Metazoa; Chordata; Mammalia; Eulipotyphla; Soricidae
Gene: KRT16
Product: keratin 16
Exons: 8
Coding region: 1-1419 (472 amino acids)
Cellular component (GO): keratin filament
Molecular function (GO): structural molecule activity
Source: RefSeq, a predicted model, not a curated record